Molecule: messenger RNA, 773 nt
Organism: Ipomoea nil (Japanese morning glory)
Lineage: Eukaryota; Viridiplantae; Streptophyta; Magnoliopsida; Solanales; Convolvulaceae
Product: phytosulfokines-like
Exons: 2
Coding region: 124-372 (82 amino acids)
Biological process (GO): cell population proliferation
Cellular component (GO): extracellular region
Molecular function (GO): growth factor activity
Source: RefSeq, a predicted model, not a curated record
ACCACACACCAACUCGCAGAUACACAAACACCACCACUCCGAUCCUUACAACAAAACACCCAACAACAUCCUCCAUCGCCGCAGAUUACAACCUUAAUUAGCUUGUAGCUACCCAGGCCAAACAUGAUGUCUCCCUCCAAAACCACUACCACCUUUUUCAUCGUAGCGCUCCUCCUCCUCUUCACACUAUCCUCUGCUUCUCGCCCUCUCCCCGAGUCUCAUGAGGCCACCACCCUCAACAAAACCCAACACCAGGUGAUGAUUGAGAAAGAGGAGAGCUGCAAAGGGGUUGGGGAAGAAGAGUGUCUGAUGCGGAGGACUCUGGCGGCUCACCUUGACUACAUCUACACGCAGAAGGAAAACAAACCUUAAAAUUCACGCAGGCCGGCCUGGAGAUCAUAUCAUACCUUAACCACUGAUUAAGAAACAGUGUUUAUUAUUUGAUCUGUUUCUUAAUUAUGUGUUUUUUUCUAUGAAUAUGGUGGGGCGUCUGCUAUAUAUAUAUAUAUAUAUCUCAGCUCAUGCAUAUGUGAUAUGUAACCACUCAGUUAAAUUACUACUUAUAAUCGCCUUGAAUGUGUGUUCAAAAGCUUCUGUUUCAGUUUUUGAUCGUGCCCAGAUUGUACUGGCCUUACGUUAAGUUUGAUUCAAUUUUCUUAUAUAUAUACGAAAAAUCGAAAUCAUUAUUUGAGGAUGUAUGAUUGGUAAAUCUGGUUGCUAUGUAAUAGUUAGCUUAUAUUAUAUAAUAAGUAUGGAGAAUGUUUAUAUACCUA